AUUCAGGUGUUAGGAAACAGCCACAUGCCUGGGGAUUACGGAGUGAUGGGUGACGAUGGCUCUAUUGAUUACAGCGUUCAUGAGGCCUGGAACGAAGCCACCAAUGUUUACUUGGUUGUCAUCCUCGUUAGCUUUGGUCUCUUCAUGUAUGCCAAGAGGAAUAAAAGGAAGAUUAUGAGGAUAUUCAGUGUGCCACCUACAGCAGAAACUUUGUCAGAGCCCAACUUCUAUGACACAAUGAGCAAAAUUCGCUUAAGACAGCAACUGGAAAUGUAUUCCAUUUCAAGGAAGUAUGACCAUCAACAGCCACAAAACCAAGCUGACAGUGUGCAGCUCUCAUUGGAAUGAAAUCUCAGAAAAUGAACAACAUAAAUAAUUGUUCAAUAGUAUUGUAGCAAGCUCCUAAUUCCACCAAGUCAUGAACAGCAUCUUUAAAACAUCUUCUGUCUCUAUAAGAUAAUUUUUCUUGGGACCUUUAUCCCAAAUUUUUGGUGUGUUUUCUUUUCCUUUUUUAAAUUGCAUCUGUGAGUCAUUUGUGACACAAAAAAUGGCUCAGAAGACCUGAAAACGGGGAGAGAGACUAUACCAGAGAUGUGAUUUUACUUUGUGAACACCUUUGAUUUCUUCAGGAUGCAAUCAGCCAGGAAUGAAAACCCAUCUUUGGAAACGAGCAUCUGAAACUUAUGCCACUUUGAGCUGAAAUUUUUGUAAAAUGAAAAUCCAGUCAUUGUAUAAUUUCCUCUCAGAUUGUAUUCUGUGAUAAACGUAAUAUGGAUAACUGACUGAUUUGUGUUCUCAUUGCUGUUGGUUACCACUCUUAAUUGAAUUACUACUUGCUUCUUCAGAACCUGCAUAGUGGACUGUCUUUCUAUAUCAUGAAGCGUACCCAUCUGCUGAUUAUGGAAGCCUUCUGGAAUUUUUCCCUCA
Messenger RNA from Myotis lucifugus (little brown bat), 927 nucleotides. RefSeq names its product small integral membrane protein 19 (gene SMIM19). Lineage: Eukaryota; Metazoa; Chordata; Mammalia; Chiroptera; Vespertilionidae. The record is from RefSeq and is a predicted model, not a curated record. The coding region runs from base 25 to 348 and encodes 107 amino acids. The transcript has 4 exons.